This is a messenger RNA of Prunus armeniaca (apricot), 384 nucleotides long. The record is from the annotation of a GenBank genome assembly. Lineage: Eukaryota; Viridiplantae; Streptophyta; Magnoliopsida; Rosales; Rosaceae.
AUGGCUGAACCUAGCCCGGAAACUGGAACAAGUAGCAGUGCACAAGAGUUGAUCAUCAGUUCUGCGCUGCGAGCGGUCGAGAAUGAGGAGGAGAAAGCAUAUAUGGGGAUUGGAACUACUCCAGAUGUGCAUGGGGCGGGCAUGAAGAUUCAGAGGGCAAGGGAUGUGUACAAAGCAUAUGCAGGGGUUGAAGAGAAGCCUAACAAGGUGGAGGUUUUGAGUUGGUAUUUUUAUGAGUUGUGCUCUUACUUCAUUCUUACAGUUCUUAUCCCUAUCGUCUUCCCCCUCAUCAUCAGCCAGGUUGCAAACGGACCACUCGCCUCUGUGGAGGGAGGGUUCAGCGACAAGGGCUUUGUUUGCAAACAAAAGGAAAUCAAACUGUAA